Messenger RNA from Melanotaenia boesemani (Boeseman's rainbowfish), 1228 nucleotides. It is a transcript of the gene oaz1a, whose product is annotated as ornithine decarboxylase antizyme 1a. Gene Ontology annotation, biological process: positive regulation of protein catabolic process. Gene Ontology annotation, cellular component: nucleus; cytoplasm. Gene Ontology annotation, molecular function: ornithine decarboxylase inhibitor activity. The record is from RefSeq and is a predicted model, not a curated record. Lineage: Eukaryota; Metazoa; Chordata; Actinopteri; Atheriniformes; Melanotaeniidae.
UCUCAGCUUUUAGUCUGUCAUCAGGCGACGGUGAGGAGGACAGAGCGAGCAGCUGGUGCGGACGCUGGCCGGAUGGUUAAAUCUAACCUACAGACGAUUUUGAAUAGUCAUUGUUUUGUUAGAGAAAAAGAGAGAAACUUAACCGAGAUGCCUGUUAUUGAGCAGUCCAGUAAUAAACCUGAAAAUGACAGUAUCUCCAGUCCCAGGAGGUGCUCCCGCUGUUGCAGUAACCCGUGUCCGGGGCCUCUGUGGUGCUCCGAUGCCCCUCUCCCACCCCUAAAGAUCCCAGGUGGGCGAGGGAAUGACCAGCGGGAUCGCAAUCUUUCAGCUAAGCUAUUCUAUUCUGAUGCUCAUUUGUUGGUUCUUGAGGAGCAUCCUCCUGCUAACAGCAGAGUGCGUUUCUUGCUCUUUGAGCCCCGUCGCUCUGAAGGCAAGCAUUGUAUCUGGAGGGCUGCGCUGAAAGGGGGCAACCUUUAUGUGGAAAUCCCACCUGGAGCGUUGCCCGAAGGCAGCAAAGACGGUUUUGCACUUUUGCUGGAAUUUGCAGAAGAGCAGCUGCAGGCUGAUCACGUGUUCAUCUGCUUUCACAAGAACCGUGACGACAGAGCAUCCCUGCUGCGUACAUUCAGUUUCCUGGGCUUUGAGAUUGUGAGACCGGGUCAUCCCCUCGUCCCCUCCCGCCCUGACGCUUUCUUCAUGGCUUACAGCAUCGAGCGAGACUCCUCUGAUGAUGAUUAAAUUUGCAUUGAGCAGUUGAUAAAUGUUUGUUGUUCUUAUUUUAGUUCAUACCCACAUAUCUUUACCAAUUUUGGAAAUGAAUAUCUCAGUUAAUUGUGGUUGAGGUCUCCUGUGAGAGGCUGUUGUUUUACUUAACACGUGCUGUGUUUCAAUGCCAGUUGCACUAUGGUAAAAUGUUAAUACCUAUACCAGAAAUGAAAGUACAUACCCACAUAAUAUCUGGGAAUUUCACCUCACCACUGUAUUGCUCUUUGUAAUGUGUUGACAUCUUGUUCACCCUCCUUAUGAUAAUCUCUACAGUAUAUUUAAGAUAAACUCUGAAAUCUUGCUCAUGUAAGUUGGUAGAUUUUCGUAGUAAUUCUCAGUUGAUUCUCCUGUUAGAUUUUUUUUUUAAAACGUGCAUGAUUUUAAUUUGUUCCACUUGGUAGAAAUCUGCAUGUUGUAACUGUAUUAAAUAAACAUGGUCACCUUAGAUGGUGCCUUCUGUGGA